Messenger RNA from Morone saxatilis (striped sea-bass), 1649 nucleotides. RefSeq lists its product as uncharacterized. NCBI's taxonomy places the organism in Eukaryota, Metazoa, Chordata, Actinopteri, Moronidae. Gene Ontology annotation, biological process: regulation of apoptotic process. The record is from RefSeq and is a predicted model, not a curated record.
CUCUGCUGCCUGAUGGUCUGUUGUCUGUUGUCCACAUCACUGAUGAUGGAAUGAGCAUCCUGGAGCCGCUGGAGAUUACAGACACUCAUGUGGUCAUUAAAGUCCCUCACCUGUCUAUCUUUGGCCUAGUCUGGGACAUUGUUAAGAGGUUGUGGACGAAACCAGUUAGCGGCCGAGUUCUGCUUUUCCACAAACCAGCAAACCCAGUAACACAAAUGCAAAAACUCAAUGCGUUUCUCCUCCCAAGGAACAUCCAUAUGGACGAGGUCAGCAAACAGCAACAGCCUUAUAAGAACAUCAAGCCCUCUUCUAAAUGCAAACUAAUCAAAGAUCAAAUUUACAGUCUUGACUGUCCUGAGGCCAGCGAAAUUCAGCCAGAGGAAGAAGAGUUUGAUCUGGAGUUUGGACCAAAUUACGACCCAAUGUUUGAGAUCUGGCUGCCUGCAAGCAGAAGAAGAGUGAUAUUAACGGUUCAAGACCAAACACAGAUGGUAGUCUGGACGCGUAAAGUUGAUCUGACAGAUUCAAUAGAGGAAAUUCCACAGAGGGAUAUCCAAGCAGACGAGAGAGUCCAAGCAGAGGACAGAGUCCCAACAGAGGACAGGGUCCCAACAGAGAACAGGGUCCCGGCAGAGAACAGAGUCCCAACAGAGGACAGAGUCCCAGCAGAGAACAGAGUCCCAGCAGAGGACAGAGUCCCAACAGAGAACAGGGUCCCGGCAGAGAACAGAGUCCCAACAGAGGACAGAGUCCCAGCAGAGGACAGAGUCCCAGCAGAGGACAGAGUCCCAGCACAGGAGAGGCUGCGCUCAGUUCGGACACAGUUUAUAAACGGUGCGUCUGACCCUGUUCUGAACCAGCUUCUGGAUAAACUCAUUGAGCGUCGCAUUAUAAAUGAUGAGGAAAUGCAGUCAGCUACAACAAAAGUCAAAGCAGAAAAAGCUCGAUACUUGAUCGACACAGUGCGAAACAAGGGACCUGAAGCCAGCUCAGUCCUGAUCGCUGCUCUGUGUGAGUUGGAUCCAUGCCUUUCCACAGUGCUGAACUUCAACUGAAACAAAAGCAAGAAAGUGUGUGAUGAUGAAUCUCAUUAACAGCUCGCUGGUCUCACAUUACUUACUGGAGGUAAUGUGUUCUGAUUAGACAAAGACCGAAAAGAUUUAGAAUCAUUUACAGAGAAUAAAAUAUUUUUAUAUCAAUAUUUUAUCACUGCUACGCUUUUUUAAUGUGUGUGUGGGCUUGUGUUAAUAUCUUUGUGAGAACCAUUUGAGAUUCAAACCAUCGUAGUGUCCCUCAACAGGUACUGAUGUCUCCUCAAAUACACAAGAAGAAAAACUAAUCCGUGCAUUUGUUCAUUCUAGGCUGUAUUACUGCAACUCCUUAUUAUCAGGUUGCCCCAAUGAGUCCAUUAAGACGCCCCAAUACAUUUUCUGUCAUGUUGUGGCUGUUUGGCCAUGACACAGAUUACAGUCAUCAAAAUAAAGUAAAAUGAGAACAACAAAAGAAAGAAAAAUAAAAAAAACUGAAGAAAUUAGUAAUAAAGUAGUAAGAUCCUUUCUUUUUAGUUUUAAUUAAUAAACUUGACAUCAGACUUUGACUAGCCCUUUAAAGUGGCUCAGUCCCAAAAUACUCACUGACCACUUUUCACA